CCUAGCUGGACGUAUUCGUCUGCAGUGCAUUUUAGUGUAAAAUAAGUUGCUCACGGAACCGGCGAAUUUGUUUUUACUGUUGUAUCGUGAUAAAGAUACUGAGAAUCACGAUUAUGUGGAAGAAUUCUGAAGAAUUGGAAGCUGUGCAAGAAUCUAUAGAAAAUGACCUGCGUCAACAAGUGACUAGGCUCCGUUCAAAAUGGUCUGGCUUCGAGCCCAGGCUUGCCAUCGUGCAGGUGGGCGGGCGCGAGGACUCCAACGUCUACAUCAGGAUGAAGCUGAAGGCAGCUGAGAAAAUUGGUAUCGCCGCCGAACAUAUCCGCUUACCAAGGGACAUCACUGAAAUAGAGCUGUUAGCAAAAAUAACGAGUCUGAACGAAUCUCCUUCCGUUCACGGCAUCAUUGUUCAAAUGCCCCUUGAUUCGGACCACGCGAUCGACGCUCAUCGAGUCACUGAUGCUGUCUCACCUGAUAAAGAUGUUGACGGCUUAAACACAAUUAACGAAGGUCGAGUAGCAGUAGGUGAUCUGUCCGGAUUCAUUCCUUGCACUCCAGCCGGGUGCGUGGAACUCAUUAAGAAGACCGGCGUCACUAUAGCUGGCAAAAAUGUGGUAGUGCUCGGGCGGAGUCGCAUUGUGGGUACUCCGGUGUCAGAGUUGCUGAAAUGGGAACACGCUACUGUCACAGUAUGCCAUUCAAAGACCAAGAAUUUGAGUGAAAUUACUAAGACAGCAGAAAUACUGGUGGUGGCGAUCGGUCGUCCAGAGAUGGUCCGAGGCUCUUGGAUCAAGCCUGGAGCGGUCGUUAUAGACUGUGGUAUCAACGCUAUUGAGGAUCCUACAAAGAAAAGCGGGCAACGUUUAGUGGGCGACGUGGCUUACCAGGAGGCGGUCAAAGUAGCUUCGGCUGUGACUCCUGUGCCGGGCGGCGUGGGGCCCAUGACCGUCGCGAUGCUCAUGCGGAACACCGUGCAGGCAGCGCGCCGACAGCUCGACCGCUUGCUUGCCCCCUCCUGGCCUCUCAAGCCGCUUCGCCUCACCCCGAUCACGCCACCGCCCAGUGACAUCGUAAUAGCUCGUUCUCAGAAGCCUAAAGACAUCGGAGAGCUGGCGGCAGAGAUCGGUCUGUGUCCGAGCGAGGUGUCUCAAUAUGGACGUACUAAGGCCAAGAUUUCACUGUCCGUUCUCGACAGAUUACGCAACCAACGCACAGGGAAAUACAUCGUAGUUGCUGGUAUAACUCCAACACCACUUGGUGAAGGCAAAAGCACCACUCUAAUAGGGCUGGUGCAAGCGUUGACAGCACAUCGCGGGAAGAACGCAUUUGCAUGCAUGCGGCAACCGAGUCAGGGGCCGACCUUUGGCGUUAAAGGAGGUGCUGCUGGAGGGGGCUACUCUCAGGUAAUUCCAAUGGAGGAGUUCAACCUGCACAUGACUGGCGACAUUCAUGCCGUAACCGCUGCCAACAAUCUUCUUGCUGCACAAAUGGACGCGCGCAUCUUCCACGAGCUGACACAAAAGGACGGACCUCUGUAUGACCGUCUCGUCCCCAAGAUCAAGGGCGUCAGGAAGUUCUCCCCUAUCCAGCUACGCAGACUGAAGAGAUUGGGAAUCGAUAAAACGGACCCUGACUCUUUAACUGCCGAAGAGAGGGUUAAGUUCGCUCGACUCAAUAUAGACCCAACAAAGAUUAUGUGGAACAGAGUUGUGGAUCUAAACGACAGAUAUCUUCGAAAGAUCACAAUAGGCCAGUCCCCUACGGAAAAAGGCUUCACUCGGGAGACUGCAUUCGAUAUUUCCGUCGCUUCGGAGAUCAUGGCUAUUCUGGCGUUAGGUAAUGACGUGGACGACAUCAAAGAACGCCUCGCCAGCAUGGUGGUGGCCCUCGAUAAGGACGGCAACGCUGUCACCGCAGACGACUUGGGCAUGACGGGAGCGUUGCUGGUGUUGUUACGUGACGCGUUCGAGCCGACGCUGAUGCAGAGUCUGGAGGGCACGCCGGUGCUGGUGCACGCGGGACCCUUCGCCAAUAUCGCGCACGGAUGCUCCUCCAUACUGGCUGACAAGAUCGCCAUGAAGCUGGCCGGUCCCGCUGGUUACGUCGCCACUGAAGCUGGAUUUGGAUCUGAUAUUGGAAUGGAGAAGUUCUUCGACAUAAAGUGUCGCGCAAGCGGCGACCGGCCUCACUGCGCGGUCAUCGUUGCGACCGUGCGCGCGCUCAAGAUGCACGGCGGCGGCCCGCCCGUCUCACCCGGGCUGCCUCUGCAUGAUGUCUACCUGCAGGAGAACCUAGAUCUGCUACACAAAGGUCUAUGUAACUUGGGCAAACACAUCAGUAACGGCAACAAAUUUGGUAUUCCGGUCGUUGUAGCUGUCAACAAGCACGGUAAUGAUAGCGCCGCGGAAUUGAGUUUGGUGCAAGACUUCGCUCUGCACAACGGCGCGUUCAGGGCGGUGGUGUGUAGCCACUUCACCCACGGCGGGGCGGGCGCUAUCGAGCUUGCCGACGCCGUCAUCGACGCCUGUAACCGACCCACGCAUUUCCAGUACCUAUACCCCCUGAGCUUCUCCAUCCAGGACAAGAUUCACACAAUCGCCAGUCAGAUGUACGGCGCUUCCGAAAUCGAAUACACUGAAGAGGUUUUAGAAAAAAUUAAAAUCUUCACCGAAAAGGGAUACGACAAAUUUCCGAUUUGCAUGGCCAAGACUUCGAACUCCUUAACCGGUGAUCCCUCCAUCAAGGGAGCUCCCACUGACUUCACGCUAAAGAUCAACGGAAUAUUCGUAUCGGUAGGCGCCGGCUUCGUGGUGCCCAUGGUUGGGGAGAUCUCGAAGAUGCCCGGACUGCCGACGCGACCUAGCAUCUACGAUAUUGACCUCAACACAAAAACAGGGGAAAUCGAAGGCCUUUUCUAAGUGUUCACGGAAUUCAAUAAUCUUGAAUUUAUACCUAUUUUCGAAUUAUUGAAUUCGCUACGUAUAACUGCACGAAUUACGCAUAGGUACACCAAAAUUAGUCCACGCGAGGCUUAAUAGAAAAUUAUUUCAAUAUUUUACUAUACAAAAUUAGAGUUAUAUCUGAUUAUUAUUUACUCUGACCGUGAAUUCAUGUAUUUUAUUUGAUGUAUACACAAUUAUAAUGAAGAAACUAA
Molecule: messenger RNA, 3151 nt
Organism: Bombyx mandarina (wild silkworm)
Lineage: Eukaryota; Metazoa; Arthropoda; Insecta; Lepidoptera; Bombycidae
Gene: pug
Product: pug C-1-tetrahydrofolate synthase, cytoplasmic
Biological process (GO): tetrahydrofolate interconversion
Cellular component (GO): cytosol
Molecular function (GO): formate-tetrahydrofolate ligase activity; methylenetetrahydrofolate dehydrogenase (NADP+) activity; methenyltetrahydrofolate cyclohydrolase activity
Source: RefSeq, a predicted model, not a curated record